Messenger RNA from Penicillium canescens, 2010 nucleotides. RefSeq lists its product as uncharacterized. The coding region runs from base 1 to 2010 and encodes 669 amino acids. Gene Ontology annotation, biological process: silent mating-type cassette heterochromatin formation. The transcript is spliced from 4 exons. The record is from RefSeq and is a predicted model, not a curated record. Gene Ontology annotation, cellular component: SHREC complex; rDNA heterochromatin. Lineage: Eukaryota; Fungi; Ascomycota; Eurotiomycetes; Eurotiales; Aspergillaceae.
AUGCAGGGCUCUGACGGUGAUGAAGAUGACUCCAAUGUGGUUGUCAUUUCCAUGGGUGACUUCCAAAGCGAUGGGGACGUCAAUACCUGGCCCGCGUUCCCGUACAAGCCACGCGACGAUUCUCGCUGGAGACAGUUGCUCGCAGAGAACUGGCUCAAGUCUCAGGGUAGCUAUGUGGAAGGCGACGAAUACACUAUCUCAGAGUUACCUGAAGGCUAUUGCCUCUUUGACAGACCGCGCGGCACCAAUCCCUUGAUGCGUGACCCUUUCCUCUACGGGCAUCCCAGCGGACAGUACUUCCAGUCCCAGGCAACCUUCUUCACUCACUUCCUUGCCAUGGCUCAGGGCAAGCUGAGUGAGUGCGAGUGCAAACCCUGCAGCAAGAUGGGAGGUGCCAAACCGACUACAGUUCGACCGGCAUCGAAAGUAGUUCGCGGCCCUGGUCGGCCCAAUGACGACAAGAACCCUGAUUACUGGCGGGAGUACAUACUUAAGUUGAAGGCCAAGGGUACCAUCGAUGAACCCAAUAAGCAACCUACCAACUUUGACUGGGCUCUGUCCGACGCAUUGCUCUCUGACUAUUUCAACAAGCUUGUUCUUGACCCGUCCUUCGUCCCUCGCUGUGGCGAGCUCGUACUUUGUGUUUGGGACAUGGAGGAUAACUCAAGCCUGCUGCGCAACCCUGAGAAUGGCCACAUUGAAAUCCGCGACAAUUACGGCCGCUGGCAUGUGCCUAACUGGCGUGCCGGUGUGGUGACUCAAGCUCCUGAGACCGAAGUUCACAUGCUGGAGAUUGCUGAGAACUCCUACACCACCGAGGAGCUGAGUGACCACGGAUUUCGUGUGGAGCUUCUCCCUGAUCCCGUUGGCCUUGACAAGUCAUAUUCAGUUCAAUCCAGAUACCUACCACUUCGAUGUGUUAAGCCAUUUAACACCUGGCAGCUAUAUCUGGAUGGUCAAUCCCGCGAUGAGCUACAUCCUUCAAUUGAAAACGCCCUGACCGUCAUGUCCUCGUGGAGCGUGGUGCACAAGGUUCAUGUCAAGGGCACCUGGCCCAACAUGAAAAUCAGCUGCAAGGGAAUCUGGAUUGGUGCCGAGCUACUCGCUGUACACGAUACCGUUCGCCUCAAGCCUCGAGGCUACAGCUUUGACGAUACGCUGGAUGGCAAGGCCGCUCAAAUCAACGAUGUUAUGGUCAUUGACAACAUCAGCCUCUUUCUUAGGGACUGCAUCGAAGAUCGAACCUCUCCCAAUCUUGCCAAGAAGUACUCCGUGCUCAUCACCGGCCAAAUUUACACCACCAACCCAAACCGGGGCAAGAACGGCGAGCCAUUCAGUCAAUUUCCUCUCGAGCCAAUGACCAACGAAGAAGCAACCGCAACCUUCCGCCAAGUCGGCAUGUCCUCCUAUGGCCCCUGGUAUCACGUCGCCGUCGGAAAGAACAAGUCCCCCAGCAUCAGCCAGCACAUGAUCCUCGGCCGCUGCUAUGAGCCACUCGCAGCCGACCUGAUGUUCAACAGACGCGAAUUCGGAUACGACCUCGGCGGCGUCAUGCACGGCCGCAACUUCUCCGAGAGCGUCGACACACGCAUGCCAGAAGGCAACACCUGGUUCUGGGGCGAUAGCCGCAUCGAAACACUGGGCAUAGUCGAGAUCAACGGCUUAGAAUGCGACAUGACUGCUCCCCAGCGCGAAACCCCUGCCAAAUGGAGAGCCAUCUUCAGGAUUUUGGGUGGAGAGGUCACUCCCGCAUUGGUCAAGCGCGCUGGCAUUCCUCCCACCAGUGGCAACGUUGGUCGCCCCAAGGGUGCCAAGAACAAGAAGCCUAGCUCGAUGAAGGCGAAGACUGGUCUUGCGCAGGUGGCUCAGACUAGCAAGCUGGUUAGCUCUGCUCUUGGCAGUGCUCCCGAGGAAGAGACUUCUGAUGAUGUGGAGGAAGGGUUUGGUCCAGGACUCGCUCCCCCGCGUACAAUCCCGAAAAGUGAGGAUGAGAGUGAUUUCGCCCUGUGA